AUGGCUGGAAGAGAGUCACUGUGGGAGAACGGCAGAGAUGAGCAGGUGGAAGUUAAUCAGCGGGCACUGAUAGAUAAGGUGCUCGCUCGCUACUCAGGAGAGUUCACUGUCUUUCGAGAGCUCCUCCAGAAUGCCGACGAUGCACAAGCAACAAGAGCAGAGAUUCGGUUUGAUACCAAAGCCUACAUGGAGAAUUCUUCACUUGAAGUCUUAGCGGACCGACUACCAAAUCUGAAAAAGGACGUCGUAUACCAGUGGACGUUCAAGAACGACGGAAUGGUAUUCAAAGAGGAAGAUUGGAACCGGCUUAAGAAGAUCGCAGAAGGAAAUCCGGACGAGGAGAAGAUUGGUGCCUUUGGUGUAGGGUUCUACUCUCUCUUCUCUGUCACAGACCAGCCAUUUGUUAAAUCCGGCUCUUCCUGGAUGGGAUUCUACUGGCGUGAUGGAGGAGAUCAGCUAUUUGUGCGUCGUGGAGAGCUGCCGAAUCCUGAACCUCCAGCUGCGUCGGACGGCAAUCCCUGGACAUCCUUCGAGAUGAGUCUCCGUGAGCCUGGUCCACUACCCGCCCCCCCGAUUGAGAUUGCACGAUUCCUGGCAACGAGCUUGACGUUCAUGAACCGCCUUCGGGACGUCAGUGUGUACUGGAACGAGAAGAGGCUGGUUAGAAUUGUGAAGGAGUUGGAUACACCUCGGAAUCUGGGUGUGCCGGGGCAGUUGAGUGGUGCCAGCCCCGGCAAGAUGAUGACCAUCAGAGGGAUUGACCAGACUGCCUUCCGUAUGAAAGCAUCUAUCCUUCGCUGGGUUUAUACCACCGGUGUCGCCAAGCCCAUCAUAUCCAUUCCCACACCCUCGCAGUCUAACGAAAGAGGAUUCUUUUCCGCCUUCUUUUCACGCAAGCAGCAUACGCCCACUCCUCCCCCCGUCCCGACCCCCGCAAUUCAGAGCGAGCCAGAUCCGUUCACUGAGAUUGAGAGCAACGUUGCUCUCAAUGUCUAUUCGGCUCAUGUGGACGUGAAGAUGGACCGGAAGUUGCUCCAGGAACUAGAGCGGGCUACGAAAAAGAAGCCAUCUAGCAAGACAGUAUACCACCUCAUAUAUACCAGCAAAGAAGAUUAUGAUGCCAGCGCGAAGGAGGACCUGAGAGAGUUCCAAGCUACAGGAAGCGUGUUUCGGAGUCUAAGAGCGGAUAUGGAGCACACGGGUCUAGCGAAGGUCUUCAUCGGUCAGCCUACUGCUCAGACAACCGGCGUUGCUGGCCAUAUGGCUGCCAGGUUCAUCCCGACUGUUGAGCGAGAGUCGGUUGAUCUGGUUGACCGCCAUGUUUCCCAAUGGAACAAGGAACUUCUUUUUGUUGGCGGGUACCUGUGCCGCGCCGUCUGGGAAUUCAAGAUGUCGGACAUAGGCCGGCUGUGGAACGAAAAUACAGAUUCGACCUAUCGUGCCGACCUGGUGCAAAAAUGUCUGCAUGUGAUGAAGUUCUUCAGCGUCUACCGAGCAGCACCAUCAUCCAUCUUUUCCGACUACAUUGAAGCGGCAUUCUUUGCAUGUGCAAGAAAUCGAACCAUUCCACUACUUUCCACCGCUGGCGUUUUGACCAGGGACAAGAUCAGGCUGCCGAGGCAUGAGUUUUCAGGAUUCUUGCAGCAGUUGCCUGUCAUUCCAGAAGCCAUCAUGGACGGCGUCCCAAAUCUGAUGGACACCCUCACAGAGCGUGGACUCGUGCGAGACAUAAACUUCGAGGAUGUCCUAACCGAGUUGAGGUCACGCCCUUUGUCUGAGACGGAGAUGAUCAACUGUCUGAAGUGGAGAAUCAACCUUAACACGGACGGCGUAUCUCAUUCUGCCGACUUAAAGCGGCAGUUCCUGGGAGCUGCCGUGGUGACACUUCCCGGCGCUACGCAGGGUCAGGGCACAGUCAUCUCGCUCUCAGAGAUUAACAACUAUCUCAAUCCCCGCGGACAGUUCAAUAUUCCGACCGAUGUGCCUCUGCCACGAGAGACGCUACCCUAUUCGAUCUCGAAGUUCCUCACCAUUGAUCGACUCACGCAUCUAUUUGGCUGGACUGAGCUGAAGCUAACGGAUUGGGUCCGGUUCAUCUCAUCGCCAGAUCGCGAGGUGGAGACAAACAUCUCCCUGUCUCCUGCAUUCGCUGAGAGAGUUUUGACCAUUGCCGUAAGGGGUUGGCAGACGAUGCCGGACAAUAUCCGGACGUCAAUUACAGAGUCCCUUCAACAAACAUCUUGCAUCCACACCACCAAGGGUAUGCAGAAGCCGACAGAAGCGUACUUCCCAACUGCCCACAUAUUUGAAGAUCUUCCUGUCAUCGAGUUCUCAAAGAAUGCACCUACUAGCCGAAGCAACCUGGAGAAGCUCCUGCUCGCGCUUGGUGUCCGCAAGCAUGUGGAUUUGCAGCUUGUCUUCUCCAAAAUGGUGACGACUGGUGACUGGGAUAUUGCACGGCUCGUGGAAUAUUUGGUUGCUGUCAAGGACAUGCUCUCAGUAGAGGAGAAGACCCGUCUACGCCAAACAGCGGCCUUUCCCCAAGAAGGUCAGGGUGCACUUAGCAAAACCCGCCAUCUCGCACAAGAUCUCUACGUUCCAGAUGAAGCACUCCGUCAGCUUAAAUUACCAAUUUUGGACUGGAAGCCGAAGUGGAAGCCCCACUCUGAAGAAGCCAAAUUCCUUACCAAUGUGCUCGGGUUGAAGCGACAUCCCCCAAUAGAGACCAUUCUAGAACUGGCCGCCGGCGAGCAACCACGAGCUCAAGCUGCCUUUGACUACUAUUUGCAACACUUCGAUGACGUAUAUGCGAAGAAAGCAAAUGGUAAAGUAAUGGAGUCAUGGGCUUUCGUACCUGCUAUCCAUCCCGAUGGAUCGAAACAUCGGAGCAAGCCGACAGAGGUGUUCUCAAAAUCGGAGGCGUCGAUUUUUGGCUUCAGCAUCCUUGAUCCAGCCUAUCAGGGUUCUGUGCAUAAGUUGAAGAUAAGCGAACAGCCUCCCAUGGAAAUGGUUGUGGCGAGAUUGAUCCGGAAUCCUCCCAAGAGUGCUCCAGGCGCCGUAGCCAUGUUCGAGUACAUGAGCAAUCGACUUGCAGAGCUGGGCAGUGGCGAUUUAGCGAGGCUCAGCGACUCUGCUGUUGUUCCUUACAUUGAGCAGAAAGGUAGCGACAUGAAACUCACGAUGCUCAAGCCUACCGACUGCUAUUUUGCCUCCAGUUCCCAGGCCUCAGGACAAUUCUCGGAGCUAUUUCAUUUCGUUGAUUUCGGCACUCGAGCCAAUGCCUUCCUUCGUCAAUGUGGGGUCAAAAGUGAGCCGACUGUACAAGAGAUCGCGAAGUUCUUGGUGACCAACCCACGACGCUUCUAUCAAUCAUCUGGCGGCGCAGAGCGAUACCUGGGUAUUCUCCGCAAUAUGGCAGCAAACAGGCACCUGCUUCCUGUCCGGACCCGCAACGAACUGAAGAAAUCGGCAUUUCUACUUUGCACACGGAGGCAAUCCUCAACAUCUCCAAAAAAGUCGAAGUUUGAGGAUGAGGACGAAGACGUUGUAUUUUCAUAUGAGCUGAGGAAGGCUGAAGAAAUUGUCAUUGUGGAUGACGCAUCGUCCUAUGCAACCUUCAGUGUACACCUGUAUGGUGCACCUCAGGAGGACACGUUAGAAGCCUUCUACGAACAGCUUGGAUCACAGAGGCUCAGUCAAUUGGUCUCUGAAUCCUAUAAACCGCAGGGAGCGGCAGACCGUUCUCAGUUUGCACAGAAGACUAGAGCGCUUAUCUUAGAGCGACUGCCACUUUUCUUGCACGAGCAUCUCGCCUCAGAAAGCCGGUUGAAGCUGGUAAUCAAGCCGGAGUGGUUAGAGAAUGACGCAAAUUUCCGCGUCCUUUCUGUCCGUGGGCUUCGCUUGACACGUCAGCUUCAGUGGAAUAACAUGCGCUAUGACCACACCACCGAAGCGUCUGCAGGAGGGAACCGCCAGGGACGGUCUGGGCCAGUGACCAUGUGGGUCUCGACAAGCGACAGUCUUGAUUGGUUCGAGGUGGCCAACGUGCUGUGCAAUAUUCUGUUUCAGGCGCAUGGUGUGAACGACAGCCUUCUUCUUUCUACCCUACUGUCGACAGAGCUCAGGGCACUGAAGCGACGCGGAUACGCUGUCAAUCGGAUCUUACAGCAGCAGAAAGCUCGAGAAGACGCUAUUCAAGCGCAAGAGCGUGAACACCGACUACAGGCAGAAUCCAGCGGGCUGGAACCGCAGCAAGACUCAAAGCAAAUCGAAUCAGUGGCAAAUGGAAGCUUCCUGAAUUCCUUCAAUAAGCUGAAGGAUCGCUUACAGGGCAGGGAUGUUUCCCAAGGUCCCUCUAAGCCGCCUUCUAUCACGGCAGGUCCCUCUGGUGGAUCACUUGAAUCUGCUCGGCCUCCACCCCCUCCGUAUCCGGGGCAACAGACGGAGUUCUUGGACGACGAGGGAGCAAUGCCAGGAAGUAUGCCUGCACCAGUAAUGCCGCCCCGGCUUGGUCAAGUCAGCGGAGGACGAGUGCCCAGGCCCGAGCAGCAUGUCACCCCGAUCAGCAAUAUCGAAGCGAACUUGAACCAAGCACUGGCGGCCUGCAGACCUGAGAGGGGUAAUCUGCUGCACAAUAGGCAGGAGAUGUCGGAAGUCAGGGAAGCACUUGACGAAGGGUAUUGUGACGCCAGCGGUGCGGUUGGUGAUAUGAUCUAUGUCGGAAACGUGGAAAGUCAUCGAUUCUAUACCAAAGGUGUAAAUGACCCCAAGGCGAUUUUCAGCUCCAAACAACAAUCGUUGCAGCGCUUCAGUUCUGCCGUUAUCUUCUUGAUGGGCGAGAUAUAUGGAGUGCCGCAAACGAGCUUGCAUAUUUUCUUCGACUUGGACGGUCCCCUUAUCGCUUUCAACCGCAAUGGCAGUAUCUUCCUCAACCUUCGAUACUAUGAGGCAUGGCAUGAUGCGGAUGUACAGCGGGGUGAGUUGGGCAAGGCGUUGAUCAGCUGGUACUUCACCCUCGCCCACGAGAUCGCCCACAAUCUUGUUCAACCACACAACUCAGAGCACGAGUUCUAUUUCAGCUCCCUUUGCGAGGCGAAAUUGCCAGCUCUCGCAGGCCUAAUUGCUCGAUUGUGA
Messenger RNA from Dacryopinax primogenitus, 5133 nucleotides. RefSeq lists its product as uncharacterized. The record is from RefSeq and is a predicted model, not a curated record. The transcript has 20 exons. Lineage: Eukaryota; Fungi; Basidiomycota; Dacrymycetes; Dacrymycetales; Dacrymycetaceae. Bases 1 to 5133 code for a protein of 1710 amino acids.